UCUUGGGCCGCUCCCGCAGCAUAUGGGGAAGUUCCCAGGCUAGGGGUCGAAUCGGAGCUGUAGCCGCCGGCCUAUACGAGAGCCACAGCAAUGUGGGAUCCGAGCCGCGUCUGCGACCUAUACCACAGCUCAAGGCAACACCGGAUCCCCAACCCACUGAGCAAGGCCAGGAAUCGAACCUGCAACCUUAUGUUCCUAGUCGGAUACGUUAACCACUGCACCAUGAGGCAACUCCUCAAUAUUCUUUAUUGACCAUUUCUUAAGUGUGAAAUCUGAUGAGUUUAAAAGAAAUAUUUAUAUACAAGAAUGUCCACUAAAAGAUUAAUUUAGAACAAAAGGAAACAAUUCUGAUACUCAAUAUUAAAACUACUAACUUUAUCAUUUUUUUCUUUACAUAUUCAUAUAUAAUAAGUAAAGCUGUGUUUGUGAAGAAUAUUUAAUAACAUGAGGAAAAGACAUUGUAAGUACUCUAAAAACAAUUGCAUGAAUAAUGUGAGGAUAAGUGAGGAAAAUAUCGAAUGUUAUUUACGUAUAAAAUUAAUUUCACAAAGUAUAAAUAACUGCUUUACAUAUCUAUAUAUGUACAAACAGAUUGUAAAUAAAUUUAAUAAGAUAAGAAUAACGAUGAACUCUGUGAUAUGAUUCUAGGAAAUCUUGCAUUCUUAUAUUUGUCUUUUGCUUCUAGAUGAAUGCAGAGAAUAAAUGCAUGUUUUUAUUUUAUUACUAUUAAUGUAAUGUUAUUAUCUUUAAAGACAAAAAUACUAAAUAACAAUUCUCCACAUUUUAAAAUGAUUCCUUGAUAGCAGGAAGUGAAACAGUCAUAGCCUAAAACAACAUCAUUAAAUAUAAUGUCUUUGUGUUACGAUUUUCUUCUUAAAGUAAGCAUUCAAACAGUGGUGUGGAGUUAUUUGCAAAUCUCAUUCCACCAUGAACUCUGAACUGAGAACACAGACUAUGUAUUUUUAUGGUAUGCAGCGGUGUACCACCCCGCAAUGUUAAGUGGGAGUCAGUGUAUUGGGCAGCAUGAGCAUUGGGGUCCACGGGUAGAAAGAAGGAGCUGAGGACAACUUUGGAGGCACUAAGUGGGAAGAUGUGUGGCUCUCAGGAAACCACCAUAUCAGCCUCAGAGAGCAAUCCCUGCACAGGCACACCUUAUUAAAAGUGGCCGACACUUAGGCGAACCCUUUAUGCUACAAGAGAAGGUCAGCAGGAUUUUCUAGGAAGGUGUUGCUACAUCCUAUCACAUCCUGGCACCCUCUUAUAGAAAAGACAGGUGCCUUCCCUAGGCCAAGAGGGAAAGACACUUAAGGUAUUCCUAGGGAAUAUAUUAAACGUCACAUAAAAAACAUUCACAUUACAAAAAAUUGAUAUCUCCUAAGAAGAUACGAUUCUAGUCAUUUCCUGAAGUAACCCAGAUGCCCUGGAGAUACCAUUUGUAGCUAGAAAACAUUUGAAAAGCUAACAUUUUAGUUAUUUUGUGACUGUUAGAAUUGACUAAGGAUGAACAAUUGCCCUAAAUGCUAAAAUGACAACUUUUCUGGAAACACGUAAGCUUGGGAUCCAAUUUGAACUGGCUCAAAUUCCAGCUCUGAUAUUUCUUAGAAUUUCAACGUUACCCUCAUCUCUAAGAGGGGUGAGUGAAUAGAUAAGAAAUGUGGAAAUGAAAACUUGAUCAAGGGCUUCCUGGAAGGUGAUGAAAUGAUGUCUUCUUUGACGUGAUCCUCAGAGGAAGGAACACAAGGAGGCAACCUUGUAGGGAAACUCCUGAGGAUGGUUUGUGGGUUUUCAGCUUUUAAGAAUAUUCACACUUAAUAGCAAGUUUUAUUUAUUCUCCAUGCCAUACUUAGUCCUUGUUAAAAUUACUGCCUGACAACACUUGUUCUUUGGGGGGAUGAGCACAGAAUUUGAGUCUCUUCUUGGGCCAGACUGUGGAGAACAAGAGAGAUGUCCUGUAGCACUGAUAGGGUAGCUGUGAUUAACGAAUUCCCAAUGGUAAGGUGUGUCUUCAGAGAAAGAAAUCAUGGCAAAGAAAGCAGCGCUUUCCCCAGGAAAUAUUCUUCCUCAUUUGCAUCUUGGAGGAUGUAGAUUUUAUGUUAUUAAGGGAGUUGGAAAGCAGCCCAGAAGGCAUUUGGGAGCUGAAAUAUCUAUGCAUAAACUACAGAACACCAAUGAGGUUAUGUAAGGAUUUUAGUGCAAAGCCUAAGUACGGGAUUCUGUUCCCUGGGGAAAACAUCCCAUUUGUUAGGAUCUGGGGAAGGCUUAGGAAGGGUGGGACAUUAGACAAUGGAUGGAGGUUAAAAUGGGAAAUCAAGAAAGGAAACAAAACAGGCUGUUCAACCUGAUUCACAAGAGAAACACAAAUGCCAGCAGUUCAGUAUAUUAUUUAUCAUGAAAGGAGUGCAAAGAAAUCUGGAGGAUGAAGGGCUUCGGGAGAUUUUAUGAUAACUCUGUGAUACUGCUCCCAGGUCACUCAAACAAUGAAAACUUCUUCAGGAUGUUGGGGGAUUAAGAAAUUAUUUGAAGGGGACAAGUGUUGCAAAGCAGAGAAAAUAGUAAGAAUAAGAAACUGGUGGUAUUUUAUUGCCCUUAGGUAUGAGAAUGAUAUGUUGCUGUGCUGUAACGACAAGAGGGGAUAUACAUUUUUAUCCAUUUUUUUCUGUUUAUUGACAUUUGUGAAUCUCCUACUCAACACUGAGUACUGGGGAUACCAAAUCUCUGGGUUUUUUUAAAUUGGUCUGUGCUGGAGUGGACAUCAUACUUCAGAUGAAUAUUUUUCAUAAACUAUGUUCUGAAGAGCAAGGGAAAACAGAGCCCAGGGAAAUGAAGCAUCAUGCACUCACUUACAUCGUGACUAAUGAUGACCCAGAAAAAUGUGCUUCUCCUGGCUUGUUUUGCUACUUCUCUAUACAUAGCUUAUUGAAAUAUUAUUUUUAUAUUUUAUUCCUCAGAUUCAACGUUUAUGAUUUAUAAUACAGACUUCUUAUGUAUCUGACAACUGUGAUGAAAAAUCAUUCUGCUAUCACUUCCUUCAUCCUACUAGGAUUAACAGAUGACCCACAACUCCAGGUGUUUCUUUCAGUAUUCCUGUUUCUGACCUACAUUUUCACUGUUGUUGGAAAUCUGGUCAUCAUCCUCCUCACUCUGGUGGACUCUCACCUUAAAACACCCAUGUACUUUUUCCUUCGGAAUUUCUCCAUCCUAGAGAUAAUAUUUACAACCGUCUGUGUUCCUCGAUUCCUGUACAGCAUGACAACUGGGGACAAAAGUGUGACCUAUAAUGCCUGUGUCAUUCAGUUAUUUUUCGUCAUCCUCAUCGGGGCAACAGAAUUUUUUCUCCUAACCGCCAUGUCCUAUGACCGCUACGUGGCCAUCUGCAAGCCCCUGCACUACACCGCCAUCAUGAAUGGAAGGAUAUGCACCGUUCUUGUCCUUGGCUGUUGGCUGAUUGGGUUAAUUGUCGUACUCCCACCUCUCAGCCUAGGAGUUCAGCUAGAUUUCUGUGACUCCAAUCUCCUUGACCAUUUUGGCUGUGAUGCAUCUCCUCUUCUAAAGAUCGUGUGCUCAGACACUCAGUUUGUAGAACAACUUGUUUUAAUCAUGGCUGUGCUGACCCUCAUGGUCACACUCGUCUGUGUGAUUGUGUCCUACACCUACAUCAUCAAGUCCAUUUUAAGGCUCCCUUCAGCCCAGCAGAGAAAAAAGGCUUUCUCCACCUGUUCUUCCCACAUCAUUGUGGUCUCCAUCACCUAUGGAAGUUGCAUCUUUAUCUAUAUCAAACCGGCAAAGGAAGGAGUGGCCAUUAAUAAGGCGGUGUCCCUGCUCAACACUUCAGUUAUUCCUCUGAUGAACCCUUUCAUUUAUACGCUACGGAAUAAGCAAGUCAAACAAGCCUUCGGGGACCUAAUAAAAAAGAUGGCUUUUCUUUCAAAGGAUUAGGCAAUGAUUGUAAAAAUUUAAAAUUUACACAUAUAAAUAUUUCAUCUUUUACUGUGUUCUAAUUCAAAUCAAGGGUACAGUCCUGAAUUUAGAGCCUAACUUAGCACCAAAAUUUCUCUUCUAUUACUCUGAGGACCAUGGACUAAAGAAAGAACUGUAGCCUUAAUUCAAAUAGACCUUUCUGAAAAAUAAUGGCUGUGGGUAUAUGUAUAACUGAGUCACUUGUUAUACAGAAGAAAUUAUCACAACAUUUUAAAUCAACUAUGCUUCAAUAAAACUCAAAAAAAUAGACAUUUCAUUGUCAUUCACUUUUCUAAGUGAGCAUGAAUAUAAAUUUCCAGAAGGUCCAAAUAAUACCUCAUCAUGCUUAUGUCUGAAUCACAAAAAUGCAGUAACCAAAAUAAGAGUGGUCUUUUUCCAAUUGUUUCUUUAAAUGUAUAGCUUUUCCAGGUCAAAUAUUAUUUAUCUCAUGAUUCCUUCCUAUUCUACCAUCCACUGUUUCUAAAACAGGAAAAUGGGUAGGGAUAAUUUGUUUCUCUUUUCUAUUGAUUGAUUGUCUUUUGGCUUUUUAGGGCCACCCCUAUGGCA
Sus scrofa (pig) is the source of this 4524-nucleotide messenger RNA. Its product is annotated as olfactory receptor 6C2-like. Gene Ontology annotation, cellular component: membrane. Gene Ontology annotation, biological process: G protein-coupled receptor signaling pathway. NCBI's taxonomy places the organism in Eukaryota, Metazoa, Chordata, Mammalia, Artiodactyla, Suidae. Gene Ontology annotation, molecular function: G protein-coupled receptor activity; olfactory receptor activity. The record is from RefSeq and is a predicted model, not a curated record.